AGCAGAGAGUAAGAGCUAAUCUUUACGGGGCCUUGCUGUAUUAUCUACAAAUCGCUCAGAAACCCAAGUCACUGACUUACAUUGAUACAUAGGCAGGAGGUGACGGGGUUGGGAAGAGGAUUUUGGCCGACGCCCACUCUGAGUAUGAACAGCUGAGUUGGGAAAUUGUGGCUACCAUUCUGUCGUAGGCAACAACUUUAUGGACAUGGUGUGUCACGAUGCAUGUGAUGAUCAGGAUGUAGGAAGGAUGCUGGCUCUAUCAGUACUGGACACCAUUCUGUCUAUGGACAAGUUCCAGCAAUGGAUGACCUUUCUGUCCUCUAAAGGUUACCUCCAACACCUGGUGGACAGCCUUCUCCAUGACGACCAGCCGCUACAGACCCUUGUGUCCCCCACCCCCCAACUCAGAGUGCUGUACAUCUAUCUGUCCAAACUUAGUUUGUUGACUCGGGUGGCAGAGUCAGUCGUGGGGGCCCACACCUUGUUACAGUGUGGAGUCAUGCAGAGACUGGCUGGAUGUGUCUUCUUUGACCUUCUACCUGACUUUGACAGAGAUAAAGCCGGUGUAGAUACAGAGGAGGAUUUCCUGCCCAGCCCCAUGGCCCGCUAUCGUCAACUUCUCUUUGCAGCCCUCAAAUUCUGUCUGCCCAUGCUAACUUCACUGGGCAUAGAAAACCAGAUCUGUGGCAAUCUGAAGUGA
Messenger RNA from Saccostrea cuccullata (small rock oyster), 700 nucleotides. RefSeq names its product nuclear pore complex protein Nup205-like. The transcript is spliced from 5 exons. Gene Ontology annotation, biological process: nuclear pore organization. Lineage: Eukaryota; Metazoa; Mollusca; Bivalvia; Ostreida; Ostreidae. The record is from RefSeq and is a predicted model, not a curated record. Gene Ontology annotation, molecular function: structural constituent of nuclear pore. Bases 200 to 700 code for a protein of 166 amino acids. Gene Ontology annotation, cellular component: nuclear pore; nuclear pore inner ring.